Didymodactylos carnosus is the source of this 1845-nucleotide messenger RNA. The record is from the annotation of a GenBank genome assembly. NCBI's taxonomy places the organism in Eukaryota, Metazoa, Rotifera, Eurotatoria, Philodinida, Philodinidae.
AUCAACUAAACAAUGUUUUACAGAUUGUACACCUGGAUGCGUUUGUGUAAAUGGUACAGUUAUUGAUCUAGGUCAAAAUUCGAAAUGUGUUAAACCGGAGUCAUGUACAUGCUACUAUAGUAAUGCAUACUACAAAUCAGGACACAAAGUUUCUAUUGAUUGCAACGAGUGGUACACACAUUAACUUGUAAUUUAAUUUUUGUACAUAACUUUAAUUUUAUUUUCAGCCAAUGUAAAUAUGGUCGAUGGUCAUGUACUAAUCAUUCUUGUCCAAGAACUUGUAGUGUAAUUGGAAAUGGUCAUAUUUCAACAUUCGAUGGAAAACAAUAUUCAUUAUUAAGCACUUGCGAACAUACGUUAGUUGAACAGUCCGAUAACAAACAAUUAACGAAACAUUUGAGGAUAGCUUACAUGAAUCUUGGCAAUAUUGAUAAGAAUCAGCUAACUAUAGAGAUAAAUAAAACAAUAGUGGUAAUCAAAAGCCACACAGUAAUCAUAAACGGAAUAACAAGAUCUACUUUACCAUUUCAAAACGAUGAUUUACUUAUUCGUCAAUUAACAUUGAUAUCAAUUCAAGACCUGUAUGGGACUGUAAUUGUUCAUUUUGAUGGUUUACGAGUAUAUAUUACUUUGCAACCUAGUUUUGUUAAUCAAGUUAGAGGUUUAUGUGGAACUUACAAUUUUAUUACAAAUGAUGAAUUUUUAACUCUGAACGGGUUGACUGAAACAAAUAUUGAGACAUUUGCUAAUGCUUACAAAACCUUCGGUGACUGUUCUGUUCCAGAUCAAAUAAAUCCCUGUUUAAAUUCUCCGGCUAAUGAGUACAGUGCUCGAGACAUAUGUUCUAAGGCUUUGAAAGAUGCUAUAUUUUCUUCAUGUCUGACAGCAGUUGAUCCAACUUUUUUUAUUGAAUCUUGUAUCAAAGAUCUCUGUGUCGAUUUAUCAGCAAAUUAUCAAGACCAAAUUAAGUGUUCUAUGGUAGCUGCAUAUGCUCAUGAAUGUGCAUUAAAAAGCAUCAUUGUCGAUUGGAUGAAUGUAGACAAUUUAGCCUCUUCCUGUCAAAAUAUAAAUUACGGAAAAUGUCCGAGUACAGUUCCAUAUUCCGAGUGUGUACCAAGUUGUAUGAGUUCAUGUAGUGAUAUCUCAUUGCAAACUAUAAGUGUGUGGUGCCGAUGUCCAAAAGAUGAAUAUUUCGAUCAACAAGCAAAAGUGUGUCGUGUCAAACACGAAUGUCCAUGUUACGAUCAAACCACAGAGAAGUAUAUCCUACCGUCGCGCUCUGUACAAACCCCAAUAUCUAAUUGCUCGUGUACUCAUGGAUCUUUAUUGUGCACAAAUCUAUUCAAUGACAAAUGUCCUCCAACGCAAAUAUAUUCUACAGAUAUUAGCACUUGCCCAAAGACAUGUGUUAAUCGUCGAAAUUAUGUUAAUUGUAAUGUAACUAAAUUAGGAUGCGGUUGUCCUAGUGAGUAUAUACUGUCUCAAGAUCAAAUAACAUGUAUUAGGGAGGAACAAUGCCCAUGUGUGUUUGGAUUGACUAAUUAUAUGAAUGGUGAAGUGAUUCUUCAAGGUUGUAAUAACUGCACAUGUCAAGCUGGAGAAUGGAUUUGUCAGAAUACUGACUCAUGUGACAAGACUUGUACUGUAUUUGGUGAUUCUCAUUAUAUAACAUUUGAUGGACUAAAAUAUUCGUAUCCUGGACAAUGUCAGUAUUAUUUGGUUAAAGAACAAACAAAUUUGUUUUCAAUAGUUAUUCAAGAUAUACCGUGCGGAAAAAGUGGCUAUUCUUGCUCAAAAAAUAUCAUUGUGGAUUAUAAAGGUAUUAAUAAGACGCCUAUUGCUUAA